Molecule: messenger RNA, 3407 nt
Organism: Leptidea sinapis
Lineage: Eukaryota; Metazoa; Arthropoda; Insecta; Lepidoptera; Pieridae
Product: nose resistant to fluoxetine protein 6-like
Exons: 15
Coding region: 61-2703 (880 amino acids)
Molecular function (GO): acyltransferase activity, transferring groups other than amino-acyl groups
Source: RefSeq, a predicted model, not a curated record
CCGGUGAUGCGGACAAGCGCGGACCUGUCAUCACCCCACGACAUGUGCUAGGCCACCACGAUGUCGCGUCUACUUAUAUUCGUCUUAAUCAGUGCAACGUGCGUCCUUUGUAACGAACUCAACGACAAAGAGAGUGCCCGAGAGGAAAAGUUAAGAAGUGCCUUAAUCGACGCUUUUCAGAAUAUCAAAAAAGCUUCCGCUAAGGGUGGGGUCGACGACGAAAGUCUGGAUCUAAUAGGAUCCAUAAAUUCGAAUACUAGUAAUCACAAAUCUACAACUGAAGAUUCGUUCGAUUUAUUCGCUGACGAAGAUGGAUUAUCAUUCGGUGAAAAAUUUUCGAAAAACGAUACUGAAAAACUAACACCUGGAACAGAGAAAUCUCACAAUGUACAACAUCUUAUAAAAACUACGAAAACAAUUGAAUUCACAACAAAUAAACCGAACAGAGAUGUAUUUAGGAAGUUAAACGACUCGAUAAGGAAUACGGUGAACGAAACUAGAAUGCAAAUGAGGAAUACUUUCAAUGAUACAAAUCUUUUGAGCUUGGAAAGUAUGCUGCGAGUUUUUGAUGCGGAGAUAUUGUUGCAACAGUGGGAUGAACUGAAGAGCACUGUUUCUGGAAUGUGCAAGGAAGAUAUGCAGGAGUACAUCGAGGGACUGCGGGAACGAGCUUUGUGGGCAUUGAAAAUGGAGGACGCGAGUGGCCGCUACACCUCUAUGUUCUACUGGGGGAACAACUACUGGACUGGGUCUGUCGAGCUGUGCCAGAUCCUCAACCAACACCACGCACCUUACAAGCACAACAACCGUAGUGCUGGCUCCCAGAUAUUCAACGAAUGGCGCCAGGAUGUCUCCAUGACAGGGCUGGGACCCCCCUUCGAUACAGCUUUCUACAACGUUAAGAUGUCUGUCACCACGGACCUGCAUGAGAUCAUCCGGACUCGUCGCACAGUACAUCUGGGCGUGUGCCUGCCCCGCUCGUGCGGUCGGCGACAGGUCGGCGGGUUGGUAGCUGCGGCUCGCGCACCGCUGCUGCGGCACCAGGUGCUGGCCGUGCGCUCGCCGGAGCACGGGAACUACUCCUAUAUCCUGGACCCCACCUUCCAGAUACUCCUUGGAGUGUGCUGCGUUGUGGCCACGCUGCUUAUCACCGCCACGGUGUACGACAUGCAGAUAGCCAAAGAGGUGCGCGCGCGCCGCCGACGAGUUAACAAUAUGGCCGCAGCCGAAAGUGGAGCCGGCCUAGACGCCAUUACUGUAUCCAAAGGUAAAUCUCUAUACAGCGUGAACAACAAUAUCGCGAUAAACAGCAAUAACUCAGAAGAGAGCUUGACGGCCGAGACCUCUUCCACAGACGAGGAAAUCAAACUCAGAAUGGUUGCAUUUCCAGGCGUGUGGUCGGAACUGUUGCUGUCGUUCUCAAUGAAGGCCAACAUCCUCCAGAUCCUGGACCAGUCGGUCGGCGCGGAUACCGUGCCAGUCGUGCACGGCUUACGGACUCUCUCUAUGGUGUGGGUGAUAUUCGGACACACCUGUAUAGUGGUUUUCAAGUACGCUGACAACACGGCCCUAAGAGCAAUUCUGGAGAAGAGUUUCUGGUUCCAGCUCAUCAUCAGCGCUGUAUACAGUGUUGAUACGUUCUUCUGUCUUGGAGGUAUGCUGGUUACGUUUCUGUACUUCCGCACUAACGCUAAGGGCAAACUGGAUCGGCUGACCAAAGGUCGAAGAAAAGUCACAGCUGGUCUGCUGCAGUUUCUCGGACUGAUCGGAUACAGAUUUGCCAGAUUGACGACGCCGUAUCUCUUCAUGUUGGGCGUCGUGGAGGUAACCAUGAAAUGGUUCGCGCACAACUCGAUAUUCGAACCACCAGCCAUGGACCACGAGACCUGCCCCAAAUACUGGUGGAGGAACUUGCUCUACAUCAACACGCUCUUCCCAGUCGACCAGAUGUGCAUGUUGUGGAGUUGGUAUCUGUCGGACGAUACUCAGUUCUACGCGGUCAGCGCGAUCCUACUAAUACUAGCCACGAGUCACUUCAAACUGUCAGUAAUACUGACGGGCGUGUUCUUCGUGUCGUCUCUCUUUACAACGGGCUACGUGUCAUGGAGCAGCGAGCACAUCCCCAACAGCGAGGACCCCUUCACCCAGUUUGACAAGAUUUACGACAAGCCCUGGACGCGCCUGGGACCCUAUCUCGUCGGGAUGGUCACCGGGUGGAUUCUUUUCAAAACUAAUUUGAAGAUAAGAAUGAACAGGGUGUGGACGUGUGUGGGCUGGAUAUGCUGCACGGGCAUGUUGCUGUUCCUGAUUUUCGGUCUGUAUCGUUCAGAGCUGAGUGUAGCGUCAGCCGCCGUGUACAGCGCGGUCUCUCACUCGCUGUGGGCCGCUGCCAUUGGCUGGAUCAUCAUCGCCUGCUCUACGGGGCAUGGAGGCUGGCUCCAUGCACUACUAUCGGCGCCCGUCUUGUAUCCCUUCUCUCGUGUGACAUACUGCGCGUACCUCGUGCAUCCUGUUGUACUGCGAGUUGUUGCAAUGCAUCUCACACAUCCAAUACACUUGGGUGAAAUGCUGGUUUUCGUGUUGUUCCUGGGACUGACUGUGAUAUCAUACUUCUUGGCGUUUUUGAUCUCUGUGGCCUUCGAGGCACCAAUCGUGACAAUGCUCAAAAUUGUUUCACCGCAGAAGAAACCACACAGAGUAUAGCCAUAGAAAAAGUACAAUCCGUUAAUAUAAUAUUUCAGUAUGCUUUAAACAUUAUAAAGACUGUUAAAAUGGGACUUUACAAUGAAGUUUUGGAUGAUAAUUACAGUCAUAACAUUUUGGUUAGGAUUAAUAUGAGUAUAUAAGUUAAAAAAAUACACUUAUCAGCACGUUAAGUAUUACAUACUGAUAGUAAACUUAAAUAAUUUGGGAUUAUUUUCACUGUAAUUUAGAAGGUUGGUAAACACCAAAAUUAACAGAAGGAAAUUAUAUGUUGUCUUAGCUGUUUAGGUAGUUAACCUGUUUUAUGCAAACAAUGUACAGUAAUAAAUUAUAUGAUAGUUCAAUUAUCUUCAAAAAUAGUUGAGUACAAAUAUAUAGUACAAAAUGUUAUAUUAGAUCAUACAACUAAGACCAACAAUCAUAAUCCUUUUGAAUUCCUUAAAUAUUUGUAUAAAGCGGGUGUCAGUUUCAGCACCGGAUUCAUGUUUAUUGCUCCAUACAAUAUAACUUAUCAAAUUGUGUGAUGUGAGUAGUAUUAGUAAAGUAAACGAAUUAAUUAUUAGAAUAUUGUAAUAGUUUUUAUACAACUCAAUUAGUUAUAAAUAAUGUAAAUAUAAUAUUAUCUCACCAUGUAAAUAUAAUGUACAUAUAUUGUAGUCUAUAAGUUUUGUAUUUUUUUUAAAUAAAACUAUAAUAUUAUAUUA